Molecule: messenger RNA, 2829 nt
Organism: Cuscuta campestris
Lineage: Eukaryota; Viridiplantae; Streptophyta; Magnoliopsida; Solanales; Convolvulaceae
Source: the annotation of a GenBank genome assembly
UUUAAUGUAGUUUCCUUAUACUACACCCUCCUAUAUGUAUAUAAGGGGAGGUAAAUAUCUUGUAAUAAUGAUUGGAAAUAUACAAUUCUUCAUGGUAUCGGAGCCAAUCCUACGCUAAUCCCGAACCACCUCCUCUCUCUCCCUUUCACGGCGCAGCCCUUCUCCCUCUUCCUUCCGCCGAGUCAUCUUCCCUCUCCGACGAAGGAGUCGCCAGUCCCUUUCCUUCACUAGCCACCUUCUCCCUCUUUCUUUGUCAACAUGUCAUCGGAAAAAUCUGUCUCUUCUUCCACCACCGCUGCAAAUACCCCUCAUCUUGCUUUUACGACCGUCUCUAAUGUCAAACUACAAGUACCCAUCACUCUCAGUUUCUCGGAACCAAACUACAAGAAAUGGAGUCGUCUUUUUCUUCUCUUGGUCAGACGGUUCAAUCUUGAAGGCUUCGUCACCGGUGAGAAAACCUCCACCGGGAAAGAUGAUAUUGAAUGGCUUCAACUAGAUGCCCUCAUUCAAGGAUGGAUUCUUUCAACCAUCAACGAUGAGGUUUCCGAUCUCAUCAUCUCCUCCACCACAUCUGCAGCAGAUUUAUGGAAAGCUAUACACAACAUAUUUCAUGACAACAAGGCGGCCAGAGCUAUGCAAUUGGAGCACAAAUUUUACAACACUUUCAAAGGCACGUCCACCAUCACAACUUACUGUCAAACCCUUCAGAAUAUUGCCGAUUGGCUGGACGAUGUGGAUGCCCUAGUCACCAAAAACCAACUUGUUCUCCAAACCCUACGUGGACUCCCGGAUGACCUUGGCAAGCAAGCCUCCUUCCUCCAAUUCCAAAAACCGCCACCGACGUUCAUGGAAACGAGAUCGACCUUUCUUUUCUUAGAACAACAAAAUCGGCCUCUUAUCACUGCCGGCGAAGGAGGUUCCGCCCUAGCAGCCACCAUCUCUGGGCCCUUCGACAACUACACUUUUAUCCCAGAUCACAGAACAUCUGAAGGGGAGUUUGCCAUGACUGAUAUGGGGGAACUUAAUUUCUUUCUUGGCAUUAAUGUUCAACGUACCAAAGACGGCAAUCUUUUCUUACACGAGACGCAGUUUGCUCAGGAAAUCCUCGAUAGGGCAGGAGAAGAAGAUUGGCCAAAGGAGAAGAAGAUUGCGGACCGGCUCUUGGACUGGAGAAAAUCCACAGGGGUUUGGAUCAAGUGGCAUGAUCCCAAUCAUGUCAACCCCUACUCCUACGCCAACGACGACAAUGUUCCCAGGCUCAAUAACAACGCCUGGGGGGCAUUCACGCCAUAUCCCUCAAGCUUGGCUCAAUUUGCCGCUGACCCAGCAAACGCUCAAGCUCUGCAGGGCUAUCAACAGGUGAUGGCCAUGAUGCAACAGGCAGGGGGCUUCAUGCCAUUUUCCUAUCCUGGCAUGAUGCCACCGAUCAUGAGUCCUAUGGCACCCCCGGUUUGGACCCCGUCGACAUUCGUUCAUAGAAUGGUUCCUAUACAUCCGGUGAAUCUGACGGGGACCAUGAAUGAGGUAGCGCCCUCAAAUGUCCAUGAAGUUGACGAGGCGGAACGGGAGGCAGCCCGCAGGAGGAAGGGUAAGGCUAUAGCCAAACCGAGCAAGACUCGAGAUUCGGCGUUCACACGCCUAGGGGACAAAGAGGAUGGACCCUGCAAGUCUUCCAAGCUACGUCUUGGUCCUGAGAUGGGCCGGAUUAGCGCAAUGGAAAGACUUGGCGGUAGUCGUCAUGCCCAAUCUUGUUGUUCUAGGGAAUCUAAGACGAUUCACCUAGAUGAGGAGGAAGCUGAAAGCCAGCCCAGAGCAUCGACAUAUACCAGGCUCUCAUACGAUGAGGAUGACCUGGACAAGAUGGGGAGCAUAGCGAGAAAGCUACGUGCCCUGGAGGAAAGGGUAGAAGAGAAGGCGGGAGCGAAGAAGCACACCCUGGCCAAAUCACCCUUUUUCAGCCAGGGGCAAAUGGCCGGGUGUACUAAUGCUGAAGAAUGCCUACUCUUCUUCUCAUCCUUGAGGGGGAGGCCAGUGGAAUGGUUUAACAGCCUUCCACAUGGUAAGAUCGGGUCCUUUGAAAAACUUGCUGAGAUUUUUCGCAAGAAGUACGAGGACAACUGCAUCAAAAGGAAGAAGUUCACCUACCUUAACACGGUAGGGCAGAGGGAGAAGGAGUCCUUGACUCAGUUCUUAACUCGCUGGAGGGACGAGGUCGACAAAGUAGAAGAUAUGGACGACAAGACGGCCAUGUCUUUGCUGAUGAAUGCCUUUCGGUCGGGUGACCUCUACACUGAAUUUUGUAGAAGGCCACCCUCCUCUUAUCAGGAAGCCUACAAUACGGCAUGGGAGUACGCGGAGGCGGAGGUCCUAAACAAGAGAAAACGAGCACUGGAAGAAGGUUAUAUGAAGGUGAAAGAGGAAGACUUGAUGAUUUCAAAAGUGGCAGGUCCGAGAGGAAGGCUUGAUAAUCUCAAAAGUGACAGGUCUGAUGAUCUCCAAAGUGCCAGGUCUGACGAUCUCCAAAGUGCCAGGUCUGAUGAACCCCAAAGCGCCAGGUGUGAUGAACUCCAAAGUGAUACGUGUGAUGAUCCGCAAAGUGCUAGGUCUGAGGAGCCCCAAAGUGCCAGAAGGACAGGUCAUGGUAAUGACUUGAUGAUUUCAAAGAAGGACAUGUCAUGGGAAAGAUUUGAUGAUUUCAAAGAAGGUCAGGUCAUGGGAAUGGCUUGACGAUUUCAAACAAGGACAGGUCAUGGGAAUGGCUUAACAAUUUCAAAAAAGGACAGGUCAUGGGAAUGACUUGAUGAUUUCAAAGAAAGACAGGUCAUGGGA